ACAAAACCUUGGUUCUCUUGAAGAUUGGUAUAUGGGUCGCUCUACAUGUUAUGAAAAGGAGGGGUUGAAGAGAGGACCGUGGACUCCUGAAGAAGACCAAAGGCUCACUGUUUAUAUUCAACAACAUGGCCAUGGCAGCUGGAAUGCUUUGCCUGAGAAAGCAGGAUUAAAGAGAUGUGGUAAGAGCUGUAGACUGAGGUGGAUCAACUACUUACGACCUGAUAUCAAGAGAGGAAACUUCAGCUUGCAGGAAGAACAGACCAUCAUUCAACUACAUGCUUUUCUUGGGAACAGAUGGUCAGCUAUAGCAGCUCACUUGCCAAAGAGAACUGAUAACGAGGUCAAGAACCAUUGGAACACCCAUCUCAAGAAGAGGUUAAUCAAGAUGGGCAUUGAUCCUGUGACCCAUAAGCCUCGAAUCGACGCUCUUGGCUCUCCAUAUGGUCAUGCCAGCAACGACUCCAAUUUAAGCCACAUGGCUCAGUGGGAAAGGGCUCGCCUUGAGGCUGAAGCGAGGUCUGCACGCGAUUCAAAUAAACAAGCAGUGCGAAAUCCUGUCCAAGUAAAUCCAAAAAUCCAGCUCGGGGCUGUUCCCCCACCUCUAACACCAAGACCAAAGUGCCUCGACGUACUUAAAGCAUGGCAAGGUGUAGUUAGCGGCAUGUUUAACUUUCCUAACCGUGACAAUCUCGAGUCUCCUACAUCAAUAUCCAGCUUUUCUAAUGACGUGAUUCAACUUCCAACAACUGGAGUAAAUCAAAAUGCUACUGCCGAAGGUGUGGAUUGCAUUGCAACGAAUACUGAUUCAUAUACAUGCAAUGAAUUGGAUGAAAUAGAUAGUUGGAAACGUUUUGUUAACCUCAAUCAAAUGCAAGAAUUCGAAGUCGGGUUGGAUGAGUCUACGUCGAUGGCAAUGCAAGGGACGACGUACUCAACAGAAAAUAAUGCAUGGUUGGUGGACUCUUAUGGGGAAGCUGGAAACAGUAAUGAAGUUAUGGAGGGUUCAUCAUCAUCAGAUACUUUGAUUGGUAUCCCAGUUUCAUUUUCAUCAAUGAAAGUAGAGAUAUCAAAUGGAAACUACAGCAUAGUGGACAAUGGGAGCUACAGUGUCUGUGACUGGGAUAGCACACUCAAGUUCAAGAAUGCUUCAUCGUCUGGUUCCCCCAUGUUCUGA
Messenger RNA from Durio zibethinus, 1174 nucleotides. RefSeq names its product transcription factor MYB106-like. The record is from RefSeq and is a predicted model, not a curated record. NCBI's taxonomy places the organism in Eukaryota, Viridiplantae, Streptophyta, Magnoliopsida, Malvales, Malvaceae.